Bactrocera neohumeralis is the source of this 4450-nucleotide messenger RNA. RefSeq lists its product as uncharacterized. Lineage: Eukaryota; Metazoa; Arthropoda; Insecta; Diptera; Tephritidae. The record is from RefSeq and is a predicted model, not a curated record. The transcript is spliced from 2 exons. The coding region runs from base 212 to 1771 and encodes 519 amino acids.
UUUCAGAAGAAGACCAGGCAUGCGAAGCCUAUUACAAGUCCACAACAACAAGAAACGAAAAUGGUCGUUAUGUUGUGCGACUCCCUUUCAAACCCACCUUCCCAGAUUCUAUAGCUCUAGGUCACUCUAGAAUAUCAGCAGUCCAGCAAUUUCUAAGCUUGGAAAAAAGUCUGAUAAAGAAAGUGAGCUCAAAUCAGCGUAUGGUAAUGUGAUGGACGAGUAUCUAGACCUCAAUCAUAUGGAAGAAACUGUACCAUAUGAAAAAAUAUCUAAAGGUAGAUAUUUAUCUUUUUAUCUACCACAUCACGGGGUAAUACGACCUGAUAAAAUCACAACAAAGGUACGAGUGAUUUUCAAUGCCUCAAAGUGUACGAACUCAGGCAAAUCACUCAACGACAUACUAUAUACUGGCACAACCUUACAACCUGAUCUCAUGCUGUUAAUAUUAAAUUGGCGCAUGUUUAAAUACGUAUUUAAUGGGGAUGUAGAGAAAAUGUACAGACAAAUUCUAGUACAUAAAGAUGACCAAGAUUUCCAGCGUAUAGUCUUCCGCAAAUCGAGUAAUAGUCCAAUCAGCGACUACAAACUUAAAACCGUCACCUUUGGCAUCAAUUGCGCACCCUAUUUGGCGAUCAGGACACUGCAUGAAGUGGCAAAAACGUGUGAAACAAAUUUGCCCUUAGCAACUUCUGUGUUACAAACACAAACAUACGUGGAUGAUAUUCUAUCAGGUAGCCACAGUCUGUCCUUAGCGUGCGAAUCACUAUCUCAAGUGAUCAAAGCACUAAAUUCAGCGGGAUUCCCCUUAAAGAAAAUUACAUCAAAUCAUCCCGAAAUAAUAAAAAACAUAAAAAAGGAAGAUUUAUUAGAUACAAAUUUCCUUAAAUUUGAAACGGCCAGUACAACAAAAACCCUAGGGAUUCAAUGGAAUGCGAUAACAGACCAAUUUUCAUAUAAAAUUGAGUCAAUAUCUGCAAUGUCCGCCAUAACCAAACGCCAAAUACUUUCCUCGGUGGCAAAACUUUUCGACCCCGCAGGAUGGCUUUCGUCAACAAUGAUACAAGCAAAAAUCCUAAUUCAAGAAUUGUGGCAAGAUGGCACUGAAUGGGAUGAACAGGUAAAACCUGUACGUUUAACAAAAUGGGUACAAUUUGCUAACAAUUUGCAUACUAUAUCAGAAAUUCGAAUCCCUCGAUGGGUAAAUUUCACCCCUAACAUUAACACAGAAUUACACGGUUUCUGUGAUGCCUCUGAAAAGGCUUAUUGCGCAAAAGUUUACGUACGUACACAGUACGAGAAGAAAAUAUCUGCACACCUCUUGGUAGCCAAAGCCAAAGUAGCACCUUUAAAGACACUCAGUCUGCCACGGCUUGAACUGAAUGGUGCUCUUCUGUUAGCAAAAUUAAUUUCAAUAGUUCAAACCCAUCUGAUAUUAACCGAUCAUAAAACAUAUCUUUGGUUAGACUCAGAAAUAGUUUUAGCAUGGUUAGAAAAACCACCCUAUUGCUGGAAGAUCUAUGUAUCUAACCGAAUAUCCCAAAUUCUAGACUUAGUUGGCCCAGCAAAAUGGCAACAUGUUGCAAGUGCGGAUAACCCAGCGGGUCUUGGGACAAGAGGUUGCAGGCCACUGCACCUCACCAGCACUACACUCUGGUGGAAUGGUCCAACAUGGCUAACAGAAUCACAAGAAUUCUGGCCAAAGUCUCCCGCUCGUAAUAUAAUACCGCCGGAAAGUCGGAAAAUUGAAAAUUUUCAUAUCACUCCAGAAUAGGAUGAUAUUCUACACCGAUUUUCUUCCUUUCCUAGAGCACUAAGAGUAGUGGCUUACAUGCACAAAUUCACCCAAAGACUUAAACAAAAAAUGAAAGGGAUACCAAAUGAUUCUUGCGUACAACUAACGCAUACCGAUUUGCAACAUGCCAAAGUUAGCCUCAUUACCUACACCCAAACUCGCUAUUUCAGUCGAGAGAAAGCAAAGUUGGUCGAAAAACGACCACUCGAAAACAGAAGCUCUCUUCUCGUCUUAAACCCAUUAAUAAGGGAAAAUGGAAGAUUAGCGAACUCCAGCCUUAGUUAUAACGAACGACAUCCCAUUAUUAUACCUGAGAAAUCCCGUUUUGCUCAUUUAUUCUUAAUAUAUCUUCACCAGCUUACACUACAUGGUGAGCAUCGCUUGAUGCAGCAAAUGGUCCGACAAGAAUUUUAUAUACCGCGUCUAAAGCCACAACUUAAAAAGACGAUUUUUAUGUGCAAACAAUGUACCUUGAACAAACAUAAAAUGCGUACGCAGACCAUGGCAGCUUUACCACCUGAACGCUGCAAUUAUGCUCUACCUUUUACUAUUACUGGGGUAGAUUUUGCUGGACCUUUCGAGAUAAAGGCCUUGAUGUUAAGAUCUUCUUCCUUUAUAAAAGGCUAUGUGGCUGUUUUUGUAUGUUUUACAACAAAGGCAGUACACCUCGAGCUUUGUUCAGAUCUGACAACUGCGGCUUUCCUCGCAGCAUUUGCACGCUUUGUCGGACGACGCGGAUUUCCCUCAAAUAUUAUGAGCGACAAUGGGAAAAACUUUAUCGGAGCACAAAGAGCCACCGAGAAAGAAUUCAUAAACUUCAUGAAAGAAGUAUCUCCCUGAAAUUGUUAAAAAAUAUGCACCUCAAGGGAUCGAUUGGCAGUUUAUGCCUCCAUGUUCUCCACACAUGGGCGGACUUUGGGAAUCAGCAGUCAAAAGCUUUAAGUCCCAUUUAAAGAAAACGGCUGGUAAUCAUAAAUUUAAUUAUGAGGAGUUUACUACACUACUCACUCGUAUCGAAGCCGUAUUAAAUUCAAGACCUAUAUCACCACUCUCGCAAGAUCCCUCCGAUUUCACAGCUCUUACACCUGGACAUUUCCUCAGAGGAGCUCCCCUUCUCGCCAUACCUGAGACAGAAGGAGACUCACUCACUUUAAUAAAUCGAUGGGAAAGAAUCAAGAUUCUUCAUCAUGAAUUCAGCCAUAGAUGGAAGGAGGACUAUCUUAAAGAUCUCCAUAAGAGAUAUCGAUGGAAAACGAUCCAGAAGGAACCCAGUACAGGCGAAUGCGUCAUCAUACAGGACGAUUGCCUUCCCCCAACCAAACGGCGACUAGGUCGCAUUGAAAAGGUACAUCGGGGACGAGAUGGUCAUAUAAGAGUAGUAGAUGUACGAACACAAACUGGCCUACUAACUCGACCACUAGUGAAAUUGUGUUUUCUUCCAAAUACCGAAGAACCGAUCACCGAAAACACGCGAACGCAAACGCAUACAUAAAAUCAAACAAUAAUUAAUCAAAAAUACACCGUUUUACAAUCCAAAUGGACAUUGAAGACAACCAACUUACUCCCAAGACUGUGAAGUCCGCGAUUGCUGCACCUAGAACAUAAGCUCCACCCAUCGCCGCACCAAGGACACGAAGAGUCUUGCGUCCGCCAAGGCAAUCACCUGUUGCAACAUCUAGGGAUACAUAAGAAGAUACAUUUGAAGAAAAUUUGCCUCCCCGAUGCAGCUUAUGCCAUCGACCCCACGUUCUGAAGAGGUGCACUAUCUUCAAAAGCAUGAAACCAGCUCAACGCCAACAGAUCGCCCGCGCACACGGACAUUGCAUGAAUUGCUUGGCAGACUCCCACACCACAUUCGAAUGUCCAACCGACGGGUCAUGCCAAUACUGUCAACGCCCUCAUCAUACCCUGUUUCAUCGGUUCCCUCGCCGAGUCAAUCCACCAGCAAUUCACACAAAUAAUAGACACAGACAGCACGAGGAUCCUAUCCAGCGCCGAAGAGUGCAUCAUUCCAGGCGCACCAGGGGAGCGCACUCACGACCACCUGCCCCAAACUACGGUCAUCGUAACCAACAACCCAAACCAACUGGGCUGAACGCCGUAGUGAGCACUCUGCAACGGUUGCAAAGACUUCUAGGCGAUUAAUCCGCCUAGGGGGGCCGGGAUGUUUAUGCGACCUCUCAUCUUGUGAUAUUUUGCUACGCCGCACAUAUCAUCCUGGCAGCACUCAUCGCACAAAACCCACACACAACACAACAAAAGGUCAUACCACCCAAUGCAACCCAACAUGUCAUCCACACAACCACAGCUACACAUCAUACCAACCACACUACACACCAACACAUCGUUUUUUCACAACCCACAACCGAUACAAAAGGAUUGGUCAGAUGGGAAUAAGGCUCUUUUUUCGUUUUACCCGUGACCUCUAAGGUUUUCGCUAUAAUCGAGACGUUCGUCGACGCAACGCUGUGUAACACUAUUGAACUAAAACUUUAAACAUUUUAAACUUUAAACAAUUUUCACAUUGUUAACUGAACCAAAGUGCCAAUAAUUGUUGUGUAAAGAAAAUAAUACUUUGUAAAAGUCGAUAAGCAUUGAAAAAAGAAAUAAAGAAGUAAAAAUAAAAGGAAUUCGUUUGAAAAGGAAAUAUUCAACCAA